AUGGUAACAGUAAUCAUAAAGAAUAAAAAUUUAGAUAUAAUUUUGAUUGCUUUUGAUUUUCAUCCUCAUUAUGAUACUUUAUUAAUGAAAAUUACAAAAAUGGAAUUAUUGGUUUGAAACAUUCUAGUAUGAUUAUCAAAUAGAUAAAAUGAAAAUAUAUUUAGUUUUAGAAACUAUUAUAAUUUGUAUUUAUUUAUUUUUUUAAUUAAUUAAAUGAAUAAUUAUUUAUAUAUAUUCUCAAAUAAUUUGAGGAAUUAUCAUUUAUUUAAAGAAUCAAAUUAGUUGCUUUGAGUAGGAAUUUAUUUCAUUAAGAAAAUAAAUAGAAUCAUUUAAGUCACUAAUUGUCUAAUCAGCAAACAUUUAACAAUUGCUAUUGGAUAUUUUUGUUUGGAUGUAUAAAAAUUUUAGUGUUGAGUAUUAUUACUGAAUAUGGCUUUUUGUUAUUCAACUUGAUAUUGGGAACAAAUUGA
Molecule: messenger RNA, 470 nt
Organism: Paramecium sonneborni
Lineage: Eukaryota; Ciliophora; Oligohymenophorea; Peniculida; Parameciidae
Source: the annotation of a GenBank genome assembly